Scomber japonicus (chub mackerel) is the source of this 1866-nucleotide messenger RNA. It is a transcript of the gene lingo1a, whose product is annotated as leucine rich repeat and Ig domain containing 1a. Gene Ontology annotation, molecular function: protein binding. The record is from RefSeq and is a predicted model, not a curated record. The coding region runs from base 19 to 1866 and encodes 615 amino acids. Gene Ontology annotation, cellular component: extracellular matrix. The transcript has a single exon. NCBI's taxonomy places the organism in Eukaryota, Metazoa, Chordata, Actinopteri, Scombriformes, Scombridae.
CCCCAGGUAACCGAUAAGAUGGCGGCCGGGGAAGCGACUGGGCACAGCUACCUGGUGGCUUGCUGGCAGCCCAUUCUGAUCCUGAUGCUGGGCACUGUGCUGUCUGGCUCAACUACAGGCUGCCCAUCCCGCUGCGAGUGCAACGUUCAAGAGCGCUCUGUGAUGUGCCACCGCAAAAAGCUCAUGACAGUUCCUGAGGGGAUUCCCGCAGAAACACAACUGCUGGACCUCAGCAAGAACCGCAUUAGAACCAUCAACCCAGACGAGUUUGCCAACUUCCCCAACCUCGAGCACCUGGAGCUCAGUGAGAACACAAUCUCCACUAUCGAACCCGGUGCAUUCAACAACCUUUACGGCUUGCGGACAUUGGGGCUUCGUAGCAACAAGCUUAAGCUGAUCCAGCUUGGUGUUUUCACAGGUCUGAGCAAUCUCACACAGCUGGACAUAAGUGAGAACAAGAUUGUCAUCCUGUUGGACUACAUGUUCCAGGAUUUGUACAACCUCCGUUCUUUAGAGGUGGGUGAUAACGACCUGGUUUUCAUCUCCCACCGGGCUUUUCAUGGCCUAAGUAGCCUUGAGCACCUGAGUCUUGAGAAGUGUAACCUGUCCUCUGUGCCAACAGAGGCUUUUACUCACCUCCACAGUUUGAUUACUCUCAGGCUGCGUCACCUCAAUAUCAAUGUCAUACGGGAUUACUCCUUUAAACGUCUCUAUCGGCUGAAGGUGCUGGAAAUUGCCAAUUGGCCAUAUUUGGAUACGAUGACCCCAAAUUGCUUGUAUGGAUUAAAUCUCACUUCCCUGACCAUUGCAAAUGCUAACUUGACCACAAUUCCUUAUGUGGCCUUGCGGCACUUGGUCUAUUUGCGCUUUCUCAACCUGUCCUAUAACCCCAUUCACACCAUUGAGGGGAAUAAGCUUCAUGACCUACUUCGUCUUCAGGAAUUUCACCUGGUAGGAGGAAGACUGGCAAUGAUUGAGCCCUACUCUUUCCGCGGUCUUAACUACCUGAAGAUUCUAAAUGUGUCUGGGAACUCUCUUAGCACUUUAGAGGAGUCUGCUUUCCAUUCAGUUGGCAACCUGGAAACCCUAGCCUUGAAUGAUAAUCCCCUGGCCUGUGACUGCCGACUGUUAUGGGUUUUCCGACGACGCUGGAGACUGAACUUCAACAAGCAGCAGCCCACCUGUGCCUCCCCUGAGUUUGUUCAAGGCAAAGAAUUUAAAGACUUCCCAGAUGCUCUGAAAAAUAAUUAUUUCACGUGCCGCAAGUCCAGGAUAAGGGAUCGCAAACCGCAGCAGAAAUUUGUUGACGAGGGAGCCAUUGUUCAUUUUGCUUGCCAGGCAGAUGGAGAUCCUGCUCCAGUGAUAAUGUGGCUCUCCCCACAGAAAAAGUUUAUCACCACCAAAACAAUCGGGAGGCUCUCCGUGUUGCCAGACGGUACUCUUGAGGUGCGCUAUGCCCAGAUUCAAGACAAUGGUACAUAUGUGUGUAUAGCUAGCAAUGCAGGCGGAAAUGAUACCUCUCUUGCUCACCUGCAUAUUCAUAGCUACUCCCCUGACUGGCCACACCAGCCCAACAAGACUUUUGCCUUCAUCUCCAACCAGCCUACAGAAACUGGUGCUAAUGGUACAAGAGCCAAUGUCCCUUUUCCCUUUGAUAUAAAGACGCUGAUCAUUGCGACCACAAUGGGUUUCAUCUCUUUUCUCGGUGUCGUCUUGUUUUGCUUGGUGCUACUCUUCCUUUGGAGCAGAGGAAAAGGCAACACUAAGCACAAUAUUGAAAUUGAGUAUGUGCCACGGAAAUCGGACGCUGGCAUGAGCAGCAGCACAGUGGAUGCUCCUCGCAAGUUCAACAUGAAGAUGAUUUAA